CUGAUACUCGCUUUGAGCACCAUUGGACUUAUCUUCAUCAAGUAGUCGCCAAGCAUUGCAUUGUGCCAUCAACACUUUGAGACCAACUAUUUAUAUUUUGUAAUGCAUCCUCGCUCGUUCACAAAUAAACCACAAAAGCUUAACUGAGCUUAAGCCGAUACGGUGGAACAUAAUAAUUCAAUUCGGUAAAGUUUAAAGUCGAGUACGUAGCACCAGAAGCAGGACAGUAGCAAAUAAGCAAACAUUAACAUUGGUGAAAAUGAAAAGUCCAGUAGUCGUCUCGUAUCAUGAACUAGCCGUCAAACAAAUAACAUAAUUCAAUAAUCCUAAUCAUAUUAAGUUACAAAGCUCCCUCGUCACUUCGCCCAACAAGAAACUUAUUUAAACAUUAUUGUCUUCUUCAGAAGAAGAACAGCUACUUAUCUGCGAAAGAAAACACUACAACAAGUCAUCUUUGCACCAAAGGGUUGGUUGAUAAGUAUGCAUGCACUGCGAGAUAUGGUGCAUAAGCAAGUCGUCUUAUUGGCAAUUACUCAUUAAUAACCCGACCCGAAAUAUAAUCGACGGAAGGUGAUACAAAAUCAUAAAUGCAUUAAAACAAACCAAGUUGAGACAGAAACAAUUCAGACAAUCGAGUAUAGAGUGUUGGUGUUUGAGUGAUUCUUGAUUUUCUUAACCUUAUUUUAUAUUUGUACACACACACCAAUUGUGACUGCAAAGUGGAGCCGUCUCACUAUUAACUGUAACAGUUCGGCAGUGUGAAUCACUUGCAAUGGAAGGGAAAAACGAGAUUGAGAAAUCCUCGUUCAGAAUUGUAGACUUGUUACAACGAAGAGAAGACCAUGAUAAUGAUAAGCCUAUGGAGUUAACGCGAAAAACGACACAAUCUUCUUCCUCUUCCUCCACCUCGUCAAGAUCCUCAAGUCAGGAACAUUCACCCAAAAAUAGUAGCCUGCGACACGGUCACAAUCGCGGUGGAAGCAGCGGGCACAAUCAUAUUUCAAACAGAUUUGGUUCAAGAUCGCAAAAUAAUUUUCAAUUUUUAUCAUCAUCGUCUCGCCCUCCUUGCAAUGUUCCGUCUUCUCCAGAAAGUCCUGAAAUUUGCAAUGGACGAGAAGGGAACAAUGAGACGCCACCAGAAGUUCGCCCUGUGAUGCACUUACCCCACCCAGCAAUGUACCCUUAUCAUCACGCACAUUUCCCCAACUUGGGGUCAACCUUCCCCAGAUUGUUUGGAACGGAGGCACACAUGCUGUCAAAUAUGCCAUUGUCUGUCGAGACCAUGGGUCAACAACAUCGCCAUCAUCCCUCUUCAUUCAUGACCACGUCGCCCCCAACGUCUCUAAAUGGAACCAAUCCAUUUUUCCACAAUCAUCAACUCCGAUCCUCUCAACAACUUCCUCCCGAUUUUUCUUUGUGGAAUGGAAACGGACCCCAUGGCUCAGGUGUCCCCAACAGCAUGAUAUCCUCAUACACGGAUCCAAGACUGUAUGAAUACGCAGACAAUUAUCCAGCUUCCUCACUUCUUACGAGACUUGCAUGUGGGAUAGACUACAUGGGAGGGCGUGGCCUUCAUCCUCUACUGAUUGGAGAAAGUAAACGGAAAGGAGGACAGAUUCGAUUCUCAAAUUCUCAGACAUCUCAACUAGAAAAAGCAUUUGUGGAGCAUAAGUAUCAGAAUGCUCACGAGAGGAGAAAACUGGCACAUUCACUCGCACUUACAGAUCGACAAGUAAAAACUUGGUUUCAAAAUCGGCGAGCAAAAUGGCGAAAAAAUGGACACAAGGAUGAUGAUACAAUAGAUAAAAAGGUCCAUCAUCCGGGUGGUUACAGCGACACGUUGAGACUGGCAUUGUUGGAUCGUUCCUCUUCAUCGGCAAGCGAAGAUAAAUCUCUUACAAGCCACGAUUAAAGAAUAAGAAAGCUUUUCCUCGUUAUACAUUGAAACAAAUUUGACAUUGGCAUCUAAAAAUUCUUACCAAACUGUGAUCUCUGUUACUUUAUAUGUAUACACACACUUCGUAAAUGCGUAAUUUUCACAGCUAAAAAAUAAACAAAGUCACAACCUUGUAAUCGUAGUUCAGUGUGAGUAAAUUUGAAAAAUAAAUAUGCAAUAUUGAUGCGAA
Messenger RNA from Folsomia candida, 2126 nucleotides. Its product is annotated as homeobox protein Hox-A5. The record is from RefSeq and is a predicted model, not a curated record. NCBI's taxonomy places the organism in Eukaryota, Metazoa, Arthropoda, Collembola, Entomobryomorpha, Isotomidae. The transcript has 3 exons. Gene Ontology annotation, cellular component: nucleus. Bases 773 to 1912 code for a protein of 379 amino acids. Gene Ontology annotation, molecular function: RNA polymerase II cis-regulatory region sequence-specific DNA binding; DNA-binding transcription factor activity, RNA polymerase II-specific. Gene Ontology annotation, biological process: regulation of transcription by RNA polymerase II; cell differentiation.